UUUUAAGAUGCAUCCUCUUGCUCGCAAAAAUCCUCAACACCCUAUCUCGCCAACAAUCCAAUCCCAUUCCAGCCCUCGUGCUCUGAAUCAUCAAGGCGAGCGAUCUUGCAGAGAAACUUCUGAAGUCCUCCAGCCAAUUUUGGUGUAGUUUGGCUCAAACUUGGCUUUCUUUGGGGUUCCUGUUGCUGCAGGCCAUGUCUCAGUACGAAGGCGAGCUCGCCGGAGUGUCUCCCGAGGAAGAAGACCGCCACGCCGUCCGGAUGGGUGACUCCGACGACGAGGAUGAUGUGUACGACCAAUCUACUAGUAAGCUGACAGAAGAUACCUCGGCUAUGGAUGUGAAGAAAGGAAAGGAUAUACAAGGAAUCCCCUGGGAAAGGAUGAGCAAUACAAGAGACAUGUACAGGCAGACAAGGUUGAAGCAGUAUGCGAACUUUGAGAAUAUACCUAAUUCCGGAAGAACUUCGGAGAAGGAAUGUACACCUGUGGAGAAAGGCAAACUCUACUACGAGUUUCAGUACAACACAAGAUCGGUGAAAUCGACCAUUCUUCAUUUCCAGUUGAGAAAUUUAGUUUGGGCAACGACAAGGCAUGAUGUGUAUCUUAUGUCAAACCAUUCGGUACUUCAUUGGUCAGCACUGACUCGUGAGAAGCACGAAGUCAUUGAUCUUCAGGGACAUGUUGCACCGUCUGAGAAGCACCAGGGAAAUUUCUCCGAGGGAUUUUAUCGGACUCAAGUCAGUACGUUGGCAGUGAAAAAUAACUUGCUUGUUACUGGUGGAUUUCAUGGAGAAAUAAUAUGCAAGUUUUUGGAUCGUAAAGGAAUAAGCUAUUGUUGUAAGUCAACACAUGAUGACAAUGGUAUCACUAAUUCUUUGGAGAUAUUUCAGAAACCUAGUGGUUCUGUACACUUUCUGGCCUCAAACAAUGAUUGUGGAGUUAGAGACUUUGACAUGGAAAAAUUUCAGAUCUGCAAUCACUUUCGUUUUGCUUGGGCUGUGAAUCAUACAUCACUGAGCCCUGAUGGUAAACUUGCUGUUAUAGCAGGGGACGAUCCUGAUGGACUUCUGGUUGAUGCUAAUUCAGGAAAAACGGUUCAUGAUCUCCGUGGCCAUUUGGAUUUUUCCUUUGCAUCAGCAUGGAACCCAGAUGGCCGAACAUUCGCCACUGGAAACCAAGACAAGACAUGCAGGGUUUGGGACAUCCGGAAUCUAUCCAAAUCGGUUGCUGUAUUGGGUGGCAACAUAGGAGCCAUAAGGUCAAUUCGCUACACAUCCGAUGGAAGGUUCAUGGCAAUGGCAGAACCUGCGGAUUUCAUCCACAUCUUUGAUGUGGCGAGCGGGUACAGCAGGAAGCAGGAACUGGAUUUCUUCGGUGAGAUUGCAGGCAUAUCAUUCAGUCCCGACACCGAGGCUCUCUUUGUUGGUGUGCACGACCGCACAUACAGCAGUCUCCUCCAGUUCAAUCGACGACGGUUCUACUCGUACCUUGAUUCGGCAAUGUGAAGUAGCUAGCUAGUAGAGAUCUGUGAGAUCGAGAUCACAGGUUGUAGAAACUAGAAAAGGGUGUAUAUAUCUGUAGGUGUUGCUCUGAAGAAACCGGAGUCCAUCCACAACGGUGCUUUUACUUUUUGCUGAACAAGCUGUAAAUAUUCGGCUAGCUAUCUUUUCGAAGAUACCCGCUGCUGCUGCUUCUGUAAAGUUGCUGUAAAUAAAAUGUUAGUUGAUCUAGAGUUUCACACACAA
Phragmites australis (common reed) is the source of this 1745-nucleotide messenger RNA. RefSeq lists its product as uncharacterized. The record is from RefSeq and is a predicted model, not a curated record. The transcript is spliced from 9 exons. Bases 195 to 1505 code for a protein of 436 amino acids. Gene Ontology annotation, molecular function: protein binding. NCBI's taxonomy places the organism in Eukaryota, Viridiplantae, Streptophyta, Magnoliopsida, Poales, Poaceae.